Candida tropicalis MYA-3404 is the source of this 1221-nucleotide messenger RNA. Its product is annotated as S8 family peptidase. The transcript has a single exon. Gene Ontology annotation, molecular function: serine-type endopeptidase activity. Bases 1 to 1221 code for a protein of 406 amino acids. The record is from RefSeq and is a predicted model, not a curated record. Gene Ontology annotation, biological process: proteolysis. NCBI's taxonomy places the organism in Eukaryota, Fungi, Ascomycota, Pichiomycetes, Serinales, Debaryomycetaceae.
AUGAAAAUCACCCAACAUGUUGUGUUGGCACUUCUACUCUCUACAAUACUAGCACAUGAGUCCUAUUUAGUUUCACUUCAUCCAAAGGAAACUUUAUCUACAUUCAUGUCAUAUGACUCAACCUAUCCUUCCCAUCUUCAAGUUAAAGAACUAAUCAAAUCAUCAUUUCAUAUUGGAAAUUUUAGUGGGUUUUCUGGUAAUUUCACUGAUCAAAUCCUUCAAAGACUAUCUAAAUGUCCAUUAGUUGAAGAAAUUGUUCCUGAUAUAACUUUACAUGCAUAUGAUUUAACCCAUCAAUACCAUGCUCCACGACACUUGGCAAGAAUAAGCAGGAGAAAAAGAAUGAUUCCAUUAAGAAAAUAUCCUUUUAUAUAUGAUUCAAAUUUUAUUGGACGAAGAAUUAAUGCUUAUGUUAUCGAUUCUGGUGUGGCAAUUGGACAUCCAGAAUUUCAAGGAAGAGCAAGAUCUGGAAUGGAUUUUACAAAUGAAGGACCAGGAGAUAUUAAUGGACAUGGGACUCAUGUUGCAGGAUUAAUUGGAUCACAAACAUAUGGAGUUUCUAAAGGAGUAACAAUUAUUGAUGUUAAAGCAUUGAAUGCAAGAGGUACAGGAGCAUUAAGUACUAUAUUGUUAGCAAUUGAAUAUGCAGUAAAUCAUCGACUUCGUUCAGGUAGACCUGGUGUGGUGAAUUUAUCAUUGGGUGCUUAUAAAAAUAAUUUAUUAAAUAGAGCAAUUGAGCAAGCUACUUUGACGGGAAUGGUUUUCGUUGUUGCAGCCGGAAAUAACAAUAUCAAUGCUUGUUUAACAAGUCCAUCAAGUUCACCCUAUGCUAUUACCGUAGGAGCAAUAGAUGAUUUUAAUGAUUCCAUAGCCAGUUUUUCAAAUUGGGGACAAUGCGUUGAUGUGUUUGCUAGCGGGGCAUAUGUCAAGAGUGUUGAUAUAAGAAGUAAUGUAAAACCACUGACAUUACUGGGUACUUCGAUGGCUGCACCGGUUGUAAGUGGUAUAGCUGCAAAUUUAUUGAGUGAAGGUAUUGAUCCCGAAAUGAUUAAAGACCAUAUUAUUGAGAUAUCUACUAAGGGAAUGAUUUCCAGGUCUUCUCUAUUUCUUCGCAAAAAGACACCCAACAGAAUAGCCAAUAAUGGUGUUUGUACAGGAUACAAGAUGAAUCAAAAUGGGGACCUGUACUUUGAAGACUUUGACGACUGUGAAUCAGAAUAG